This is a messenger RNA of Debaryomyces fabryi, 420 nucleotides long. RefSeq names its product ACT domain-containing protein. Lineage: Eukaryota; Fungi; Ascomycota; Pichiomycetes; Serinales; Debaryomycetaceae. The coding region runs from base 1 to 420 and encodes 139 amino acids. The record is from RefSeq and is a predicted model, not a curated record. The transcript has a single exon.
AUGAGUGUUGGAGAGCAAAAGCUUGAUACUUUAUUAGCUUCAAUGAACCCUACUUUACAUCCGGAAACAUUUGUCUUCGUUACUUUACCUAGGUCAGAGAAAACUGCUCCUCCAUCUUUACAACCACAAGUAAUGGUUUUCCAAGAAGCAGAAGGUUUGACUGUCAUUACUUCUAAACUGUCUGCAGAAGAAAUGGGUUUCGAUUACGAAUUUCCUUGUCGUAUGAUAACUUUAAAUAUCCAUUCUAGUCUUGAUGCCGUAGGGUUUUUGGCUCGUAUUCUCGACACGCUAAAAAAUUUGAGUAUUGGAGUAAACCCUGUUAGUGGAUUCUUUCAUGACCAUUUGUUUGUGCCUGUUAAUAAAGAAGAGCUGGUAUUAGAGGCAUUGAAAUAUAUGUCUCAAAAGGCAAAAAAGAGUUAG